Gavia stellata (red-throated loon) is the source of this 8456-nucleotide messenger RNA. RefSeq names its product T-box transcription factor 20 (gene TBX20). Gene Ontology annotation, biological process: regulation of transcription by RNA polymerase II; cell fate specification; vasculogenesis. Gene Ontology annotation, cellular component: nucleus. The transcript is spliced from 8 exons. The coding region runs from base 33 to 1355 and encodes 440 amino acids. Gene Ontology annotation, molecular function: RNA polymerase II cis-regulatory region sequence-specific DNA binding; DNA-binding transcription factor activity, RNA polymerase II-specific. NCBI's taxonomy places the organism in Eukaryota, Metazoa, Chordata, Aves, Gaviiformes, Gaviidae. The record is from RefSeq and is a predicted model, not a curated record.
GCCGAACCGCGCCGCUUCUCCGCCGGCUGGCCAUGGAGUACACGCCGCCCCCCAAGCCGCAGCUCUCCUCCCGGGCCAACGCCUUCUCCAUCGCCGCCCUCAUGUCGAGCGGCAGCUCCAAGGACAAGGAGUCCCCCGAGAGCACCAUCAAGCCGCUGGAACAAUUCGUUGAGAAAUCCUCUUGCGCCCAGCCUUUGAGUGACUUAUCCAGCCUGGACCCUCACGGGGAUUUUAGCACCAGCCCUUCGUCCCUCUGCACCGAGCCCCUCAUCCCCACCACCCCCAUCAUCCCCAGCGAGGAGAUGGCCAAAAUCUCCUGCAGCCUGGAGACCAAAGAGCUCUGGGACAAGUUUCACGAGCUGGGCACGGAGAUGAUCAUCACCAAAUCCGGGAGGAGAAUGUUUCCUACGAUCAGGGUUUCCUUCUCGGGAGUGGAUCCUGAAGCCAAGUACAUUGUGUUAAUGGAUAUAGUUCCUGUGGACAAUAAAAGAUAUAGAUAUGCCUACCACAGGUCUUCCUGGUUAGUGGCUGGAAAAGCUGACCCUCCGCUCCCUGCAAGGUUGUACGUGCACCCUGACUCCCCAUUCACGGGAGAGCAACUGCUGAAGCAGAUGGUAUCCUUUGAAAAAGUCAAACUCACCAACAACGAGCUGGAUCAGCACGGCCAUAUCAUUUUGAACUCCAUGCACAAGUACCAGCCAAGGGUCCACAUUAUUAAGAAGAAGGAUCACACGGCUUCUUUGCUAAAUCUGAAAUCAGAAGAGUUCAGGACAUUUAUCUUUCCAGAGACAGUUUUCACAGCUGUUACCGCCUACCAGAAUCAAUUGAUAACCAAGUUGAAAAUUGACAGCAACCCUUUUGCUAAAGGAUUCCGGGACUCCUCCAGACUCACUGAUAUCGAGAGAGAAAGCGUGGAGAGCCUUAUCCAAAAGCAUUCCUAUGCCCGAUCCCCAAUUCGAACCUAUGGAGGAGAAGAUGAUCUCGGAGAUGACAGCCAGGCAACACAAAGUAGAGGGUCAGCUUUUACAACAUCUGAUAACCUCUCCCUCAGUUCCUGGGUAUCCUCCUCAACCAGUUUUCCUGGAUUUCAGCAUCCACAGUCUUUGAGUGCCCUGGGUACCAGCACUGCAUCCAUAGCUACACCCAUUCCUCAUCCAAUCCAAGGAUCUCUGCCUCCAUACAGCCGCCUGGGAAUGCCUCUUACACCCUCAGCUAUAGCCAGCUCCAUGCAAGGUAGUGGCCCCACUUUCCCCUCCUUCCACAUGCCUAGGUACCACCAUUAUUUUCAGCAGGGUCCUUAUGCAGCCAUCCAGGGACUGCGUCACUCCUCCGCAGUGAUGACGCCCUUUGUAUGACUGAUGUAAGACAAGAGAAACAUGAGAUUUUAAACGUGCAAGUUUGGUAUGAAAAAUACAAGGGACCUUCCUGAAAGGCCUGUGGCAGGAGCGCUGAACUCGUAACAAACCAGCUAAGAAAAUGCAUUAUGGAUAUAGAUUCCUCUGUUGAGGGAUCACAAGAAGAGAGCACGCAGCUUGGAGCUGCUCACAGAUCUAUGUGUAACACAGCUGAAAUGGAUCCCAAAGUUCCCAGGAUUUUCGGUGGCGUGCAGCUUGUUCCAAAGGUGCAUUAUACCUAGCGGAAAGAGAUUACGUUUAUGCAGCAGUGUACAAAUUAAUUGUGUAUAGGUCUUUUUUCAUAUGCUAGAAGAAUUCUGAAAAAGGCAAUACUCUUACUCAUCUUCAUCUCUUCUUGUGACUGAUGAGCAUCUAAACAGAAAAAAUGUAUUGCUAUAACUUUAAGCAUGUUUUAGGCUAUCUCAGCACACAUUUGCUGGAAACGGGACAAAGUGGAGAAGGCCACUGUCCUUUUUAAAAGACUGGCUUAUAUUCACCAAAAGCAGUAUUUCUUAGUUGCUACUAUAAUCCAAAAGAGAAAAUUAUUAACAAGUCUUUCUUUCUUUCUUUGUUUCUUUCACAAAACACUUAUCAGUUCCAAAAAAGAACUGUGUUACAAGACUGUAGCAGUAAUGAUGUAUUCUGUCCUUUUUAAGUCUAAAAAGAAGUUUGUCUUAUGUCCUAGGAGGAGCAAUUUAACUGUCUAUUAAGGUAUGGUGAAGGAAAAUGUUGAUUUGGGAAAAUCUGUUACUUAAACUUAGAAACCCAAGAUACCAAAUCUUUAAGUCAAUGCUCGUUUGCUGCUGCACUUGCCACUGAAGUCCUGUUUCUAGCUGCAAAUAUGUACCAAGUUAACCGAAUUUCGGGCUAGAUCAGUCUAUAGACUCUCUAGAUCAAACUAUAAUCAAUGGACUGGUAUCAGAUGAGUGGCAUUGCAGUGUCCUUCUACUUGUUCUGAUUUUCUUGGGUUUGGUCAUGGCUGUUAUUAUACAAACUGUUUGGCCAGGAAAAUGAGGGUUGUACUGUCUGGUUUUCCAUGACGCAGUAGAAUGGUGGAGUUUCCUUGGGAAAAUAUCAGUGCAGAACUUCACAUGUAAUUUUUUUUAAUUCAUAUCUGCCUUUUUUCAGUUAGUAAUUAGGGUUCUCACUCAAAGUACUGUCCACUUUUUCUAGUGUGUUAUGUCUGAUGCAACAGAGGAACUGUAGAGGUAGAAGAAAAAAUGACCUCCUGCAGAGAACUAGCAUGAAUUCUUGGCACUGCUGAAAAGAGUAACAAUGCGAUGCUGGUUUUCUGUGUGGCGGGAGCUGGGAUUUCACUGUAAAUAAGAAGUCAACACAGAGUUUCUGUGUUGUUAUAGAUGUUACAGAUCCAAGUUAUAGAUGAUAACACAUCUACUGAUAAAAAAAGAACUAGCAAUCUAAUCUCAUAUAUUAAAGAUCUCUGUAGAGCAAGAACACAGAAUGGAAAACAGACAUUUUUGGCACCAUUCUCCUCUACUUUUGACCAGUGUGUGUUGGCAUAACACAGUAGGAAGCAGAGCGCAGUACACCGAGUCACCUACCUCCCAUCUCUGUGAAGUGCAUGGCAAGUCACACACCUUUUUUUUGUCCCAUUGCCUCAUCUUAUAUGCCCAAUCACACAGAGCAAUGAUGAUCUCCCAGACUUCUUCCAGUUUCUACUAUAGGCUAGUACUUGCACCCCACAGAUAAGGGCCAUCUUUAUCUAUUUCCCAGUAGCUGAAUUUAAAAUCUUGUCAAAUUGGCCGUUCCAAUCACCUCAGCUAUCUGCAGUAUCAUCCUAAUUUCCCCUUACUCGCUGUUGGACCUGCUGAUAAAAAAACGACCUGAGGCAAUUUGCAACUUUUGUGCUCUGUGUGUGAAAGAAAAUGAACUUUUAUUUACAGUUUCUGGGUUCAGAGCUACUACAAGGAGUUCCAUAAAUGAAUAUAAUAGGCCAAGCUCUGCAGUAUUUAAAUGGCUUAGAAUCAGACACUGAAUUUGGCUUGGUGUAUCCAUAUAUUAGAUUUUGCUCCAGGCUAUCAGAUUCACCUGAAAAGUGCAUGUUGCAAGGCUGUGACUAUUCAUGAUCCGUUUUGAUAUAAACCCCCUAUUUUCCAGGAAAUUAGAUGAUACUGGCCCCACAACAACAAAACUCUUCAAGUACAUAUAUAAUUCCACAGAAACGAGAAUUUCAGGGGAGAUUUGGAAGAAAAUUUUAAUCCCCCUCCUUUGGUUGCUUGACUUCUGUAAGAGUUGUAUGAAGGUCCUAUGAUGACAUGCACUAAAGCCUGUGGGGAAAUUCUAUUUCUUUUAUCUGUUUCCUUCUGCAGCUCCAUUAACUUAUCUGGAGUUGCAGGGGAUAUGGUUAGGUUCAGAAUUCAAGCCAGUAGCUUUAAUGCUGAUACUUCCAUCAGGAAAUGGUCAAGUAAGUAGGCAGCUUUCACAUGACUCCAGAAAUAAGCUUGGAACAGCUAGACUGAUUUAGGCAUGCUUUACAAGUCACAUAAUGCCUGCUCAUACAUUGACCUGUCCUUCCUUUGUGAAGCAAAUUCAGAGAAAUAAACUGUACGGUCUCUUUAGCCCUGUCCUAGUCCCUGUUCUGAAAACACCAAUAUUUGGCAUGCAGAAAUGCCCCUCGUACUGUUUCAGAGAAAAUUCUCCAGGCUCUUCCUGGAGAAUGAGACUCGGUUUUGACAACAUCAUUUACAAAAAUACAAGCGCUUUUCACUAUGAAUAAAAUGUGAUUAAUAUCUGAAAAAUUAUGGCAGUAGACUGUCCAUAUAUAAAAACAUGAUAAGGCCAAUUCCUCAUCCAGAUUCUCUGUGAUGAGUUUCAUAUUGUAGAUGAUGCAGAACUAUUGCUUGAUUUUUUCCAGUCAGAUCAAGUCUCUCAGUGUGCUCAUCCCUCCCUGCACUGCUCUCUGGCAUAUGCUGCUCUUGGAUGGUUUAAUUCCUUUGCAUCAGAAACCCACUGGGUUCCCCACUGAUGCAGAAUCACGGGCAGAUCCCAAGCAAGGGAACGAAGGCAGCUUGUGAGCACCUUCCCCAGGAACAAGGUCAAUAGGUAUGUCCAGUUCUCACCUCCUCUUCUUUGCCCUCACAAUUCUACCUCCAAAACCUGUUGUGUAGAGUUGAGGUGGAAGGGAUUAAGUUCACAGAGACCACAGGACGCCCAAUGAAGAGGUCUUGCCACCUCGCAAGGUUUCUUCUCCCUGUCCCUCUCACUGUCCUGGGGGCAGCAUAAGGGUGGUUCCAGGGACAAAAUUCCUGUCCCACUGAAGUCAGCUGCAAAUUUCUCGACUGUAAUGGAGAUAGAUAGGAUUUCAUUCAACAUUCUUAGCUAAAAAUAAAGUCUAACUGUAAGAACAGUGACUGUAGUGACAGCAACAAUAUAGGAACUCUACAGAAAAGACUAAAAACCAACUACAAAUCAGCUUUAGCAUUGAUUUCACAAUUGGAAGAAAAUGAAUGUAAAUUCGUAAUUAAUUGGUUAAAGGGUGAAAUUGCUUUUCCUAAAAAAAAAAAACCUUAUCUGUACUACUUUGACAAUAAUUCAGUAAUUUAUUUAAGGAGUUGCUGUACUGCUGUCAAAAUUAUAUCACUUUCAGGACAGAACAUCUGUUGCUGGUAGAUGGUCUAGGAAUGCCAAAUAUAAUCUAGAGUUUAUUUUCCAAUAUAAUUCACAUUUCAUAUCCCACGAGAAGUGCUCUUCACCUUUAUGAGCUCUCUUGGCUGAGUACACCGGUGCUGGUUUAUGUUGUGUGUUUUGGUUUUUUUUAAAGGGUGGAGAGCACAUGCCUGAAUAUGCUUUUCAAAGAGAAUGAUAAGAUUAUCCUCCAAAGUGUUACAAGUACUUUUGGGUGUUUUCUGGAUUACCCUUUUAUCCAUAGAUAGUCAAGAGCCUCAGGUCUUUAAUCCAACAAAAGCAUCCCAAAGACUAACAAAACUGACUUAGAUGCAUUUGUCUGAUUUUUUUUUUUUUCUUCUACUUUUGGAGCCCUGAGAGAAGUUAGACAUAAAAAACAUUUUAAAUUUGGCUGCUUGGUUUGCAGUAUUGCUUUAUAUGGCCUCAGGCACUGUCAAAGUACCUGGUUUCAGGGCUAGUCUUCUAGGUCUAAACUGACAAACAAGCACAGACCAAGUGGAUAAAGGUGCAGAGUUUCUAAUGGAAACAUUUCUUCACGAGUUCAAAGAUGGUAUGUUGUAUGAUAGCUAACAUACUUGGUAGUACGGUCUACGAAAUGCAAUAGCAAAUUUUCUCCCAGAAGGCUUUAUCCAUGGGAGCCGGGACACUGCAUGAGCGUGUACAUGGAAGAUGUUGCAGCUUCCAAUAUCCAGCAAACAAACACUAACCAGCAUUUGAAAAUGAACCUCUUUUAAACUGAAAACAUUUUGGCUGGCAACUUGAUUAUGCACUACACCCUCCUUAUGUAUGCGUACUAUAGGGAAACAGAAACGUCAAUGAAAAUUAUUGCAAAAACUUGGGGAGCUUUCCAAAACUGUAAGUUAAUAUAAAUUGUGGUAAUUUACCCCUAGAUAAGAGGUAAAAGCAACAGUGAGAUCAGUGUAACACUUAGGGCUCCUUAUCUGGAAGGAAAUUGUGGUCACAGCGCUUAUACUCAUCAUCUGCAGAGGGAUGACAUUCACUCUCUGCAAGAUUAUUUUUUGUUUUGGUGAGAUCUUAUGCUCGCUGUUCCUUACAAAGCGUUUUCUGCUGCAGGAGAGGUGGUUUCUUUACUAAUGACUUACCUGAUGGCCAGAGGAUUUAUGUAUUACUCUGUGAUAAACUGUCCUUGCAUAUAGUCUCUACUUUAUCAAAUGACAACUUCUUUUUCUUUAUUUUAUCUUUUUAAAAGAAAACUAAGCAGUGAUUUAAGUAAACUCUGAAGUAACUUUAUAUGAUAGUUUAAGGACAAAAAAUACAGUUUGCUGUAUUUUACCUUUAGCACAUUUAAACAAUCUUUUAUUAGUUUUUUUUAUUGUACCUUCAGAAACAUGAGGAAAGAUUUGGUUUAAAAAAAAGGAAGGUAAAAAACUGGAUGUAACCUCUUUAACAGAAUGUACCACAGUUCUGCUGUUUGCUGUGUUGACUUUGUUGUUUAUAAUGCAUUGCGUGAGCACAUUCACCAUGUACUGAAGUGUGUGUUUGUGUGUAUGGGGUGGGGGUAGGGGGAAAUCUUUUUAUGGAAAAAGAAGUUAUGAACAUAAACUAUGAAGCAACAUCUAAUGAAAAGUUUCUUUUUAAGUGCAAUAUAUUUAUUUCUGCUAGAAAUAUAAUAUCAACAUUAUGUAAUAUUUGAAGCAUUAAAUGUUAUUUGUAAACAGCUUAAAAUUAUAUAUAUAUAUCACAAAAACUGUACAGAAGUGCAAAUGUGUGGAUAUUCAGUUUCUUUCAUUAAAAUAUUGGGUGUUUUGAUAUAUCAUUCUUAUUUAGCCAAAGCUUUCUGCUUCUGUUGUUUUUCCUCUAACCAAGUCACUGACUGCUGUGGAACCAGUGGCAGAUUUUUCUGAGUGCACAAAUUCGUUAGGGCUUUUCAUCUGCAAAAGGUGGUCUAAAUCUUGGAUCCAUACGGAGUGAUAGUUGUACUGUAGUUAAAUACAAUUGUAGUCUGCACAUAGUUAUACAAAUUAUUUUUUUCAAAGUGCUUUGCAGUCAUACUCAGAAAAUUACUGGGUUUGCCACCGGUGCCCAAAUAAGUGGCUGAAAUAUGGGGUUCCCCAGAUCCCCAAGAUAAUAAACAGAGACCUAGGAAACAUAGUCCAAGAAGAAAGUGGAAAGGAAUUAGGUCUGUUUAGUCUGGAGAAGUAAAGAUUAUGGGAAGAUACAAUAAAGUUUUCAAAUAUAUGAAGAAUGUAAAGAAGCAAGGAAUAGAUUUCUCUCCAUGUCUGCUGUGGGCUUUUACUUAAUAGGAUUAUAUUUCUAUUUUAAUAGCAUAUAUUAAAGGAAGGGAGAGUUACCUGACACAUCUAAGAUAUUCAAAGAAGAAAGAUCAUAAGCACAGCACUAGAUUGCCUAGAGAAGAUAAGGAGCAACAUAUAUCACUGGAAGUCUUUAAGAACAGGUUGAACAUGCAUUAGUCAAGAAUGAUGUGAUUAGAGCUAAUCUUGUCUUGGGACAACCAAAUGAUCUCCUGAGGUUCUGCCCAGCUUUCUAUGAGAGCCAUGCCUUAAAGCAGCUUCUGACAAAAUCCUCAUGUUGCUCCGCAAGUUUUUGUUACACACCUGUAGUUCGGCUUGUCCUCAAAUUGAGAUCAGCUGCUGGCUCUUUUGCAGGUAGUUCUCAAGAGUCACAGGUUUAGGAAGACACUCAAUGUGAUAGAAGGUCCUAUUGAACAGCAGUAGUAUUGCCUUAAUUUGGUUUUGCCUGUGAAUGUAAGCAGGGAGAGAACAGCCUGAGGUAAUUCAAAUCCACUUUUAACUAUGCUGAGGUGCAACUAUGCAUUAAUGUAUCUCUUUUACAUUCGGAAUAUGUGAAAAUGAGGACAGCUCACCGAGUUGGUAACUGUAUACGAUGCCUUUUCUCUCUUUAUUAUAUUUUUAUGUUGUCUUGGUAGCCAAAACCAUAUCUUCUCUCACGGAUAUUCAGUGCUGUGAAAGUCUUUUGCUUAACUUCAGGCUAGGGGGCUUUCUCGAUUACAUGUAAAACUAAGUGUAUGCAUUGGCACUUUCCUGAUUUAGAAAUAUUGGCUGUAUGCUGAUUCAAGAUGUAGUUACGCUAAUGGUCUCACUGAAAUCAGUAGGCUCGGCUCACUUAAGUUAAAUUAGUGCUUAAGUAUUUCGGUGGCUCUGCAACUGUAAAACUCCUUGUGCUUUGUAGAAUCAAGACCUUUGGGAGCAAGCUGUCUGUGCAACAAACACCUGUGUAAUUGGAGCCUUUAUUUGCUAUUGUCCAAAGUGAAACCAGGAGAUUAAAUAAAGUGACGAUUCUGAGCUGCCUCCCAGUAGGGUUACUCUGAAGAAAGUGAUGAGUAGUCAUGAUGACUAUAGGCUGCCUUGUGUUUCACAUUUAGAAGACAGAUUUAUAUCCAAAUGAUGGAGAUAAGCAGUGCAGAAAACAAAUGAU